This is a messenger RNA of Ailuropoda melanoleuca (giant panda), 1883 nucleotides long. RefSeq lists its product as uncharacterized. The record is from RefSeq and is a predicted model, not a curated record. The transcript is spliced from 3 exons. Lineage: Eukaryota; Metazoa; Chordata; Mammalia; Carnivora; Ursidae. Bases 224 to 1519 code for a protein of 431 amino acids.
UGCAGGCCAGACUGAAGCCCUGAGGCCAGCCCCUGGACAGCAGGAGAGACCAGAGAACACAGCAGAAGGGUCAGAGAGAUCUAAACCACAAAGGACAGAGCCUGAACCUGGGAAAGAGACCAAGAGACUCCUAGGGGGCCAUGAAGGUGCCUGGAAGGAGGGGCUAAAGCAGUUGGCAGGCUGUUUAGUUCAUUGGGGACUGACCUUGCCCUGCAAUUUCCACAUGUUCCAGAGGCCCCAACCUCACCACAACAGCACCCAGCCAGAUGUCCUUCCAGCAGCUCCCAGUAAUCCCCAAAAGGAGACCCAAGGCUCUCUGCCCGUUCUCCACAAUCGCCGGGUGAGCAUCCAAGAACCCCUACUAGCCAACAGUCGCUGGGCCGGUAUCCAAAACACACCAUCCAUUAUCAGCAGUCGCCGUGUCAGCACGGAGGACACGGCAGCCACUAUUAGCGGUCACCGGGUCAGUAUCCAAGAUGCACCGUCAGUUACCUUCAGUCGCCGUUUCAACACCCGAGACGUUCCACCCAUUUUCGAAAUUCGCUACUUCAGCAUUCAAAAUUCUCCGUUAACUACUCGCAACUCCCUGAGCAAUAGAGAGUCAGUCACGUACAGCAGCAGUCAAGCCAGUAGCAAAAACCUCCGGCCAACGACCUGGAGGUCCCGCUUAAAUAUUCAAGGCCUCACAUCGCCAAUCCGGGCCAAAGUCGAUGUCCCCCCUUCAGUUACUCACAGCCCCACGGUCAGUAUCAAAAGCAACGAUUCAAUUAUCUGGACCUCCCAGGAGAGUUUCAGAGACUCCGCGGACAGCGCCCAAAUCAACCAAAGUACCCUAGACAACAGUAUCCGCAGCAUACAGUCAAGCAGAUCCACUGUGAUUGAUUCUGGCGGGUUUCAUAACAGGAGCAGACUCAGCCAUUCACAGCUGCCCGUGGGCUGGCGGCUGCUGCACCAAGCCAGGAAGAUCAGCCGCCAGGUGAGCCUGGCACUGAGCCUGCUCGGCAUGGCGAUCAUCGGUCUCAUCUCUCUGGGCCAACCCUGGGUCCACUUCCAGGUGCCACUCAGACCUCCUGGGCACCCUGAUGGCUCCUUGACCAUGCCCAUCAACACCAUCCUCUUUGUGCGGUGCCCUGACAUCUCCUGCCUACAUGAGUACGACCAGAACGCUUAUUUGUUGGACUUGGCCUGGGCCUUUCUCCUCCUCGCCAGCAUCGCCAGCUUCUGCCUCUGCAUUUUACUUAUAAACAUCAUCUUCUUCACCAGCUCCAACUCGCCCAUGCUGGACUUCUCCAGUGUCAUCGUCAGCAUCCUGGCAGGCACGGCACUGAGAUUUUCCCCUCAGGAGUCAAGGCGAGAAGUACCUUGCCUGGUGUCCAUCACGAUAGCCAAUCCCCUCCCCCACCACAUUCCAAUCUUACACCUAUCCUCACUUUCAUCACCAAUCCCAAUCCUAUGUCCCUCCAAGUCUCCAAACCAUCCCCAUAAAAAAUAUGAACUUCCAGCACAAGCCCAUCUCUAGCUCCGAUACCAGCCUCCGUUUUGCCUCCCAUCUCUAGCACCAACAAAUCUCAAACUCCCCCGUCUCCCCUUUGGGGAUGCCCAUCCCCAUCCCCAACUGCAUUCCAAUUCUAUCUACAUUUCAAUCUCCAAGCCAUCCCCAUUACUUUCCCCGACCCCUUUCCAAAUCUCAACACCCAGCUCAACCCCGUACAUAACCCUUCUCAACAUUCGUUCCAGACUCAACCCAACCCCAUCACCUGUGAACCUCACUUUCAAACUCAACCACAACCCAUCCCCAACCCCAUCCUCCAUCCUUAUCAUUCAAACUUCAACCUCUACCCAAGACCCUUUGCCAGUUCCAAUCCCAUCCCAAAUCCUGUCUC